CAGCGGGUCACCGAUCAUGGAAAGAGCCGAAGAUGUCGGCUCGGUCAUGUGAUCAGCUGUGUCCAAUCACAGCUGAUCACAUGGCACUGAUGAUCAGUGUGCCCUGAUGAUCAGUGUAGCCCCAGCAGUGCCACCUGUCAGUGUCCAUCAGUGCCUUGUGUCAGUGCUCAUCAGUGCCUCGUGCCAGUGCCCAUCAGUGCCACAUCAAUGCCACCUAUCAAUGCCAAUCAGUGCCACCUAUCAGUGCUGCCAAUCAGCGCCACCUAUCAGUGCCAGUCAGUGCUGCUUAUCAGUGCGCAUCAGUGCCGCCUAUCAGUGCCUGUCAGUGCCGCCUAUCAGUGCCAGUCAGUGCCACCUAUCAGUGCCAGUCAGU
Messenger RNA from Staurois parvus, 373 nucleotides. Lineage: Eukaryota; Metazoa; Chordata; Amphibia; Anura; Ranidae. The record is from the annotation of a GenBank genome assembly.